Molecule: messenger RNA, 1013 nt
Organism: Gordionus sp. m RMFG-2023
Lineage: Eukaryota; Metazoa; Nematomorpha; Gordioida; Chordodea; Parachordodidae
Product: cyclin-dependent kinase 5-like
Exons: 10
Coding region: 19-912 (297 amino acids)
Biological process (GO): protein phosphorylation
Cellular component (GO): nucleus; cytoplasm
Molecular function (GO): cyclin-dependent protein serine/threonine kinase activity; ATP binding
Source: RefSeq, a predicted model, not a curated record
CAAUUUUGUCAAUAACAUAUGAAAGCCAUCGAUUUUUUAAAAAAAAUGAAUAAAUAUGAAAAACUUGAAAAAAUUGGAGAAGGAACUUAUGGCAUGGUUUUUAAAGCAAAGAAUAGGGAAAAUCAAUCAAUUGUUGCGUUAAAAAAAGUGCGAUUAGACGACGAAGAGGAGGGGAUCCCUAGUUCUGCACUUAGAGAAAUAUGUUUAUUGAAGGAGUUGAAACACAUUAACAUAGUAAGAUUACUAGAUAUCCUACAUAGUGACAAGAAAUUAAUAUUGGUGUUUGAAUAUUGUGAUCAAGACUUAAAAAAAUAUUUUGAUUCAUGUGAUGGAAUGAUAGAUCCUAAUAUUGUUAGGUCAUUUUUAAGACAAUUAUUAUGUGGUUUAUCUUAUUGCCAUAGCCAUCAUGUAUUGCAUCGGGAUUUGAAGCCUCAGAACCUACUUAUCAAUAAAAAUGGUGAAUUAAAACUAGCUGAUUUUGGUUUAGCUAGAGCUUUUGGAAUUCCUGUGAGAUGUUAUUCCUCUGAGGUAGUUACCUUAUGGUAUCGCCCUCCUGAUGUAUUAUUUGGUGCAAAAAUCUAUUCAACAUCUAUUGAUAUGUGGUCAUCUGGAUGUAUAUUUGCAGAAAUGGCAAAUGCAGGAAAACCUUUGUUUCCAGGAUCUGAUGUUGAAGAUGAAUUAAGACGCAUUUUUAAAUUAUUAGGAACUCCUACAGAAAGUGAAUGGCCCGAAAUGAUCAAUUUACCCGAUUAUAAACACUUUCCAAAUUAUCAACCAAUUGCCAACUUGAGCUACGUGAUUCCCAAUCUAUCACCGAAAGGAAUCUACUUGUUAAAAAAAUUUUUGGUGUGUAAUCCCCUGAAGAGAAUAUCAGCCGAACAAGCAUUAAAACAUGGUUAUUUUAAUGAAUGAUAUGUAAUCGUUAUCCCAUUAUAUUUAUAUAUAUAAACAUUGUAUGUCAAUAGUGUAUUGUGAUGUAAUGCUCAAAUCAUUAAAUAUUUUUUAAAUUAUUC